GGUCGCUGUGGUGCCGCCUCAGCCGUCGGGGGACGUCGAGGCAGGAGCAGGCGCCGCCGUCGCCCGAGGCCCCCGGGCGUGGGUGGAGCCGGUGCGGGGGGCUCAGGCCCCCUUGGGGGCCCCUCCGCCGCGAUGGGCAACCUGGAGAGCGCCGAGGGGGGCCCGGGCGAGCCCCCCGCCGUCUCGCUGCUGCCGCCCCCCGGCAAGAUGCCGAUGCCCGAGCCCUGCGAGCUGGAGGAGAGGUUCGCCCUGGUGCUGAGCUCCAUGAAUCUGCCUCCUGACAAGGCCCGGCUCCUGCGACAGUAUGACAAUGAGAAGAAAUGGGAUCUCAUUUGUGACCAGGAACGGUUCCAGGUGAAGAAUCCUCCCCACACCUACAUUCAGAAACUCCAGAGCUUCUUGGACCCCAACGUAACCCGGAAGAAGUUCAGGAGGAGAGUGCAGGAAUCAACCAAGGUAUUGAGGGAGCUGGAGAUCUCACUUCGGACCAACCACAUUGGGUGGGUGCGGGAGUUCCUGAAUGAUGAAAACAAAGGCUUGGAUGUACUGGUGGAUUACCUGUCCUUCGCCCAGUGUUCUGUCAUGUUUGACUUUGAGGGUCUGGAGAGUGGUGACGAUGGUGCAUUUGACAAGCUACGCUCCUGGAGCAGGUCCAUCGAGGACCUGCAGCCCCCCAGCGCCCUGUCUGCCCCCUUCACCAACAGCCUCGCUCGCUCUGCGCGCCAGUCUGUACUCCGGUACAGCACCCUCCCAGGGCGCAGGGCCCUGAAGAACUCACGUUUAGUGAGCCAGAAGGACGAUGUCCAUGUGUGCAUCCUCUGUCUCAGGGCCAUCAUGAACUAUCAGUACGGAUUCAACCUGGUCAUGUCCCACCCCCAUGCUGUCAAUGAGAUUGCACUCAGUCUCAACAAUAAGAACCCCAGGACCAAAGCCCUUGUCCUAGAGCUCCUGGCAGCUGUGUGUUUGGUGCGGGGAGGUCAUGAAAUCAUUCUUGCUGCCUUCGACAAUUUCAAAGAGGUCUGCAAGGAGCUACACCGCUUUGAGAAGCUGAUGGAGUAUUUCCGGAAUGAGGACAGCAACAUCGACUUCAUGGUGGCCUGCAUGCAAUUUAUCAACAUUGUGGUGCACUCAGUGGAGGAUAUGAAUUUCCGGGUCCACCUGCAGUAUGAGUUUACAAAGUUAGGGCUGGAGGAGUUCUUGCAGAAGUCACGGCACACGGAAAGUGAGAAGCUGCAAGUGCAGAUUCAGGCCUACCUGGACAAUGUGUUUGAUGUUGGGGGUUUGUUGGAGGAUGCUGAGACCAAGAAUGUGGCCCUGGAGAAGGUGGAGGAGCUGGAGGAGCACGUUUCUCAUCUUACAGAGAAGCUUCUGGAUCUAGAGAACGAGAAUAUGAUGCGAGUAGCAGAACUAGAGAAGCAGCUGCUGCAGCGGGAGAAGGAACUGGAGAACAUCAAGGAGACUUAUGAGAACACGAGCCACCAGGUACACACCCUUCGGCGGCUCAUUAAGGAGAAAGAGGAAGCCUUUCAGCGCCACUGCCACCUGGAACCCAAUGCUCAGGGUCUGGAGUCAGCAGGUAGUGAGAUCCUGACUCGGGUGGGCCCUGCGGAGCUGAGUGAAGGCCUGUCACCAUCCGAACUGGACCUCCUGACUCCAGCUUCACCUCCUGAGGAGGUUCUACCUCUGCCUCCACCACCAGCACCUCCACUGCCCCCUCCACCACCCCCAUUACCGGACAAGUGUCCUCCAGCCCCACCUCUUCCUGGUGCUCCACCCUCUGUGGUAUUGACAGUAGGCCUGUCAGCCAUUCGCAUCAAGAAACCUAUCAAGACCAAGUUCCGGCUGCCUGUCUUCAACUGGACAGCACUAAAACCCAACCAGAUCAGUGGCACUGUCUUCAGCGAACUUGAUGAUGAAAAGAUCUUGGAGGACCUGGACCUGGAUAAGUUUGAGGAACUAUUCAAGACAAAAGCCCAGGGCCCUGCACUUGACCUCAUCUGCUCCAAGAACAAGACAGCUCAAAAGGCUGCCAGCAAGGUUACCUUGUUAGAAGCCAAUCGUGCCAAGAACCUGGCAAUCACUCUGCGCAAGGCUGGCCGCUCAGCUGAGGAGAUCUGCAGGGCCAUCCACACGUUUGACCUACAGACGCUCCCUGUGGACUUCGUGGAGUGCCUGAUGCGCUUCCUACCUACAGAGGCUGAGGUGAAGCUACUGCGGCAGUAUGAGCGGGAACGGCAGCCCCUGGAGGAAUUGGCAGCUGAGGACCGGUUCAUGCUGCUCUUCAGCAAGGUGGAGCGGCUGACCCAGAGAAUGGCAGGCAUGGCCUUCCUGGGCAACUUCCAGGAUAACCUGCAGAUGCUCACACCGCAACUUAAUGCCAUCAUUGCAGCCUCUGCCUCUGUCAAGUCCUCACAGAAGCUGAAACAGAUGCUGGAGAUCAUACUUGCACUGGGAAACUACAUGAACAGCAGCAAGCGAGGAGCUGUGUAUGGCUUUAAGCUCCAGAGCCUGGACCUGCUGCUGGACACCAAGUCCACUGACAGGAAGAUGACCUUGCUACACUUCAUCGCUUUGACAGUGAAGGAGAAGUACCCAGAGUUGGCAAACUUUUGGCAUGAGCUGCACUUUGUGGAGAAGGCGGCGGCAGUGUCUCUGGAGAACGUGCUGCUGGAUGUUAAGGAGCUGGGCCGGGGCAUGGAGCUGAUUCGGCGUGAAUGCAGCAUACACGACCAUAGCAUCCUUCGGAACUUCCUUAGCACCAAUGAAGGCAAGCUGGACAAGCUGCAGCGUGAUGCCAAGACAGCCGAGGAGGCCUACAAUGCAGUUGUUCGCUACUUUGGUGAGAGUCCCAAGACCACACCUCCUUCUGUGUUCUUCCCAGUCUUUGUUCGGUUCGUUCGAUCUUACAAGGAAGCAGAACAGGAGAAUGAAGCCCGCAAGAAACAGGAGGAAGUUAUGCGGGAGAAGCAGCUGGCUCAGGAAGCCAAGAAAUUGGAUGCCAAGUCCCCAGCUCAGCGGAACAAGUGGCAACAGCAGGAACUUAUUGCAGAAUUAAGGCGGCGCCAAGCGAAGGAGCACCGACCUGUUUACGAAGGGAAAGAUGGUACCAUUGAGGACAUCAUCACAGGCCUUCACCACCACUCCAUUGUUGUUCACCACCAAGCCAGGAGUUCUGCACCACCCAGUGGCCCCCCUCGAGCUCCAGGCCCCCACUGAGACCCUCCUGGUGGUAGAAGCACUUCUGCUCUCUUUGAGUCCUCUACAAGCUCUAACAUCAGCUCAAGCCCAGCACAGAGGUGCUGCUCUCAACCCUGUGUAUAGACACUACUGGGCACUAAACUAGGUCUUCCAGGGCCUGGCACUUCCCUGGUGCCUCCAGUAUUGCACUUGUCCUAAGUCUUCUUUCCCUACAGGGACACUCAGCUGGAGAAAACCAGUCCCAGCUCUAACCUAAAUGGGCACCAAAGACCCUGUCUCUUGAGUCAGAAGAUGAGAGGGAUAAGCAAGUGUACCUUUCCCCCACCUCCUUCUUACUCAGGGGCAAUGGUCAGCUAUUGCUCAGAAGUGUCUACCUUAGGAAACUCUGGCUCUUGUCAGUCACACCAGAUCCUUUUUUACCAGGAGCAAGAAACUCCAAUGUCUGGCCUGCCUAGCUAUGUCUAGUGAGAAUAGUAGAGGGGUGCCACCUAUCCACCAAACCUCUUUAUUGGUGCUCUUCACUCUAGGAUGACUGUCCUGGCUGGACUGGGCUGGAGGUAGUCUUUGCAUCAACCCAUGCUGGCUAGAGAAAGGAUCUGACCGUCUUGUCUCAACUAGGGUUUUUUAUUGUUUUGGCAGAGGGCAGGGGUUGUGGUGGUCACAGCUAACUAGUUUCAUAGUUACUGCCAGUUUCUUAUCAGCCCCUGGAAAGGAAUCUAAGGGGCUUGUUCCUUUUUGUACAUGUACCACCUCCUCUUUUGUACAGAAACCCAGACUUUUUCUUUCAACAAAGGCUUAAAGCAGCA
Suncus etruscus (white-toothed pygmy shrew) is the source of this 4004-nucleotide messenger RNA. It is a transcript of the gene FMNL3, whose product is annotated as formin like 3. Gene Ontology annotation, molecular function: small GTPase binding; actin filament binding. NCBI's taxonomy places the organism in Eukaryota, Metazoa, Chordata, Mammalia, Eulipotyphla, Soricidae. The record is from RefSeq and is a predicted model, not a curated record. The transcript is spliced from 26 exons. Gene Ontology annotation, cellular component: cytosol. Bases 133 to 3216 code for a protein of 1027 amino acids. Gene Ontology annotation, biological process: regulation of cell shape; cell migration; cortical actin cytoskeleton organization.